AUGGCUCUUAUUGCUUGUACUGGCACUGCCCUCCCUGCUACUCUGCUAGUGCUCGCGGCCGCCGCAGCAGCAACGACGCCAACGCUCUCCGACCCGCUCCUCUCGCUCUCGAUCGGCGGCAAUAGCCUCGUCGGGCCUAUCCCGAGCGCGCUCAGCAACCUGACCGGACAGAUCCCCGAGGAACUUGCAGCUCACCUAUCUGCAUCUGUCCAAUCAUGCAUCACAUCUGACUGGUCCCUUUCCUUCAUUUCUGGGAGGCCUGUCCUACCAGAAUCUUGGAUUCAACCUGCUGACCGGAUUGGCGCCGAUCCCGAGGAAAAUCGGUUGUCUGGCUCCAUACCUGACGGCCUAGCUAACCUCACCAUGUUAGAAGAAUACAUUUCACUCACUGAUAACAAGCUGCCUUCAAAGUUAACCUACCUAAACCUGUCAUUCAACUCAUUCGAGGAUCCGAUCCCAGACUCUUUUCGCCAUUUAACCAACUUGGAUUAUUUGGAUCUAUCCUCUAACAAUCUGUCAGAGGAUGAGCAUGAGCGAUGUGGUUUGGUUGUGAGGCUGAAGAACGCCAGGAAGGAUUACUCUGCUUCCAUCCAGAAUGCAAUGCAACCAGAAGGCUUCGCGACACGUCGACUGUCUUGA
Messenger RNA from Phragmites australis (common reed), 639 nucleotides. Its product is annotated as LRR receptor-like serine/threonine-protein kinase ERL1. NCBI's taxonomy places the organism in Eukaryota, Viridiplantae, Streptophyta, Magnoliopsida, Poales, Poaceae. Gene Ontology annotation, molecular function: protein binding. The transcript is spliced from 3 exons. The coding region runs from base 1 to 639 and encodes 212 amino acids. The record is from RefSeq and is a predicted model, not a curated record.